AUGCCCACAUCACCAAAGGAAUCGCACGCUUCCGACACCGAGGGAGGUGAGAGGCCUCUCAGGGAGAGACUGAGAAACGCCACCAUCAAGAGCGUACACCAGCCUGCCGAUACGACCGCGACCUCACAGCCCGAACCUGAGCACGAAAAGCCCCGCGCCAAAUUGCAGCGAAAGCGAAGUCACGAAGACGUUGAGAAUCCAGAAGAAGAGCCCGCGCAUAAGAGUAGACAGGCUCGCAAGAACAAGAGAUCUAGGGAGAACUCGCCCGAGGACAAGGUUGUUGAACAGUCCAGCAAGCGCAAGUCUAGCGAACUCGAAAGAGAUGAUGAGCCAGUAGCAGUGGAGGCACCCCAGCCUUCGGCGCCAUCUACCUCGACUGCCACUGCAACCGAAGCAGACGGCUUGACCAAGUCUGACGAGAGUCCGAAGACGAAGCGUAGCAAGGUCCAUGACACGACCAGCGCCGACACAAUCUCACAGCCGACAUCAGAUGCAAAGGCAACCAUCGAACCUGAGGGAAAGACUGCUGAAGAGCCGACACAACAGGCCGAACCUACUACCAAGAUCCCUGCAGGAAGUGGUUUUGCAAACACUUCUGCAUCCUCGCCCUUUGCUUCUCUGGCCGCCACCAAAUCUCCCACUGAACAACCCUCAUCUACUUCUAGUGCCUUUGCUUCGUCUGCUUUCGGUGCACUUGCUGGCUCUUCCACGUCGGCCUUUGGCGCUCUCGGCCAGAAUAAGACUCUUUCUAGUUUCGCAAGUCCUGGUAGCACUCCUGCACCUGGCGAGGAUGGCGCUAAAGCAGCACCCACACCAAGUGCUUUUGGCGGCGGUCUUGCAUCUACAGCCUCGCCCUUCGCAAGUGCUGGCUCUUCUGCAUUCGGCUCAGGCGCUUCUGGCUUUGGAAAACUUGGUAAUGGUUUCGGCGGAGGUUUUGGAGGUCUAGGCGGCGCUCCGAAGUUGACCAGCUUUGCAAGCAGCGGUACUCCUGGUGUCAUUGGUUCAAGCACAAGAACAGGCAUCACAGCAUUCGGUGCGCCAACCGAGGACGAGGAGGAACAGUCUGGAGAAGACGGCGAGGAUGAAUCCGGAGCUAAGAGCCCGAAACUUAUCGUCGACGAGGACAAGAAGGACACACGCUUCUUCGAACAGGACAGCGAAACCACAGAGUACACAUGUCGCGCCAAGCUGUACUAUUUCGUGGACAAGAAGGAAUGGAAAGAACGCGGAAUUGGUGUUAUUCGAUUGAAUGUUACUGAACCAAAGUCUGGCGACGAGAACUCGACAAUCAAGGCCAGACUUGUCAUGCGUGCGGAUGGCUCACACCGCGUUAUCCUCAACACUCCUAUCCAGAAGGAUCUGAAGUAUGGCGACGUGCAUGGCAACAAGCCCAGUGGACACUUCUUGAGACCACAAUUCGCCGUAGAACUCUGGGAUCAUAUCACAAGUUUGCAGGAGCAGAUGUAG
Molecule: messenger RNA, 1467 nt
Organism: Aureobasidium musti
Lineage: Eukaryota; Fungi; Ascomycota; Dothideomycetes; Dothideales; Saccotheciaceae
Source: the annotation of a GenBank genome assembly